Messenger RNA from Penicillium roqueforti, 1608 nucleotides. Its product is annotated as putative JmjC domain protein. The transcript has a single exon. Bases 1 to 1608 code for a protein of 535 amino acids. The record is from RefSeq and is a predicted model, not a curated record. NCBI's taxonomy places the organism in Eukaryota, Fungi, Ascomycota, Eurotiomycetes, Eurotiales, Aspergillaceae. Gene Ontology annotation, molecular function: 2-oxoglutarate-dependent dioxygenase activity.
AUGGCCCUUUUAUCAGUCCUCAGUGACGCGUUGUCCGUUAUCGCCAAGCCGAGCUCUGACGACCCAAUUCUCCAAUGCGACAACCCUGAACUUCAAGAUCUUCUCUUCAACGACACUGAGAAAGCAUUUGAGCUCGCCAACUCAAAACUGCACUCCUUUCCAUUCAAGGAUGUGCACAUCUGCUGGCAUCGACUCUACACGGACGCGUCUAUCGUCAAGGCCUGCGUCAUCAUCAUCACAAAAUGCGGCCUGAUCUCCAUUGAAAACCAGCACCUAGUUGUCUCACAACUCAUUCAAGACAUAAAGAAUGCAACUGAGCCGAAGCUCUCCCCCGACACGCCAUGGCUAUCAGAUGUCGUGGCGAUCCUGGAUAACGUCCUGAUCAUGUCUGGAGCCCCCCUCCGCGAGAAGCUGGUCGAAUCCCUAUUGUCCACGCUGCAGGCAGCUACGGAAUCCCAUAAAUUCGAAUACGACGAAACUGAUGGUCCGGAGUAUCCAAUUGCGAAACGCAGAAAAUUCUCGCCGCCUCUCUUCCCUCCAAAUGCGAUCCGUGAACCCCAUCUGGACCAUCCGAUCCCGCGUAUAUCGGCGCCCUCAUUCGAUUCCAUCGAACAUCACAUUCAAAACAACCGCACCCCACUGGUGAUACAAGAUGCAAUUGAACACUGGCCAGCCAUUUCGACGCGUCCAUGGUCUUCGCGCAACUACUGGUGGGACCGCACGUUUGGGGGUCGCCGAUUGGUCCCCGUUGAGGUGGGAAGGUCGUAUACCGACGAGGACUGGGGACAGAAGAUCAUGCCAUUCAAAGAGUUUGUGGACAAGUACAUAUGGCAAGGAAAAUUAGCUCCGGCUGAGGCGCCGGAAAACCAGCCCCAGGUCACUAACCUCGAUGGGGAGACAGCAUACAUGGCACAACACGAUCUACUUACUCAAAUCCCCGCCUUGCGUAACGACAUCAGUGUACCAGACUACUGCUAUAUCACUCCACCAGGUCCAGAUCCGGGAACACCAGUGUAUGAGAAGAAACAGCGAGAGCGUGAGGCUAAAGUUCAAGCACAGGUUCCUGAAACCUCGCAUGGCCCCCAGUUGGACACAGCACCAAGGGAGCAUGUCAUAGACGAACACAACUCAGAUGCAGGCUCGCUCAUGGGUGUCCCCAGCGACCCAAUUAUCAACACCUGGAUCGGACCGGUGUGGACGAUCUCCCCUCUCCACCACGACCCCCACCACAAUAUCCUCGCGCAGGUCGUGGGCACCAAGUACAUCCGGCUGUACUCGCCACACACGCCUGACUCUCAGAUCCACCCACGGGGCCAAGAAUGGGUCACGUCUAUUGAUGAGACGGCAGAGCCAGAUCCUGUAUCCGGGGCUCUGCCAACCACUCGUAGAUCGGUUGACAUGUCCAACACUUCCAAGGUGGACCUGGCGGCUAUCGAGACUUCCCCUGUUGAAUAUGAGAAAUGGGAGGAGAUGUGGCCUGGGUUCAUGGACGCCGAUUAUGUGGAGACUGUUCUUAAGGAAGGCGAGUGUCUCUACAUUCCUGUUGGGUGGUGGCACUAUGUGCGUGGGCUGAGGGCUGGGAUUAGCGUGAACUUCUGGUGGGGGUAA